AUUAUUAAUAUAAUGCAAAAGCUACAGUAUCCACAUCAAGUAAAUAAGUCAUGGUUAAAGACGCCAAAUACACCACAUUCAUUUGGAUUUGUAAUUCAACUAUUUGACUUCUUAAUGGAUUUUGUGCCACCCCAUGAUGAGGAUCAAAUAAAUGAUAAAGAAUUUGAAUUUGAGGAUCCUGAAACGGCAACACAAAGUUCCCUUAUGCAAGAAUCACCGGAUGCAGAUUUUACAGCAUUGGUUUUACAAAAUUCCGAAGAAGGCUUUAAGCUCUGGGAUAAACAAUUAGAUGAUGAUCUACAUAAUCUGAAACAGCAGACGUGUGAUGUGCUAAUUUACAAGCGCUGUGGUCUACAAGGUAUUACAGCGCUAGAUGCGCAGUUAGAAGAACUAAAAACCGAUCUUAGUGCCGAAGAGAAAAAACGACCUAAAAUAAGCGAAGAAGAGGAAGAACGUUGUAAUCGCUUAGAAACUGAACUUAAAGAGAUACAAGAACAAAUACAGACAGCACAAGAAAGUUUAGAAAUAAUAAAUAACAAAUUAACUGAAUUACAAGAGGAGAAAAACGAAUGUAAAAGCGAACACACACAUCUAGUAAAAAAAGUAGAACAAAUACAAAAAAUACUUUCUACACAAACAGUUAGCGUGGACCGACGUGAUGCCCUUAUAGAGGAGUUAGAACAACGUAAGUACAUGUUACAACGAAUGGAACGUACUUUACGUGAUCUGGAAGGUAGUCAACACCAUCAACAAGUUUUAGUAUCGCGCCACAAAAAACGAUUGACCGAUCAAAUCGUCAAAUAUAACGAUCAUAUACGCAAUAUAAGUUGCACCAAACUACAAUGUGAUGAGAGUGUAUUGCAGUUGCCUCUCAAUCCACAGCUUGAGGAUGUUAAAGAACGCAUAAAAAUGUUGGAGGCAACACGCGCAAGUGUCCAGAACCAACUACAACAGAUAAUACAGCAAAAGCAGGUACUUGAUAAGCAAGCACUUCAAAUGAACCAUAAUAUAAAUACAUAUUUGAAAACAAAAUGUGCUGAACUAGAAAUGGCAAUAAAACACGCAGAACGUGACAGUAAAGAAAUUGCAAAACAAAUGCAAACACAAUGUACCGUCCUGGAUGCACAAUUGCAUAAACUAGAGGAGCGCAUGCAACAGUUACAAAUUGAUUGCAAGUCAUUAAAGAAUACAAAACAUGAAAAGCACAUGGCAUUAGAAAAUUUAGAAAAACAAAAUGAAGAUUUAAUGAAUCGCGCUGAAUUGGAAUAUAAAACGGUUGCCGAUGAACGCGAAGCAUAUCUUAAUGAAUAUGAGACGAAACUUGAGCAAGCAAAUCAGAUAUUAUUGCAAUUUGUUGAAGAAAUAGAGCAACGCGAAACAAUGCUGAAACGAAUCGAGGAAGAGGAGGUAAAAACUUAAUUAAAUACAUUUUAUAUUAUAUAUUAAUGAAAUGGAAUUUAAUUUAUGAUCUUUGUUUAUCUCUCAAUAUUAAAUACACAAUAAUUUAUUACAAAUACAAGUACACAUAAUGAUCAUAUAAUUAAAUUGCUAUACCUAUAUAUUAUCAAUAACUUGUCCAAUUACGUACAAUGUUCUGCCUUUAAAUAUAUAUUUUUUUAUAUAGUUAUGAUUUGAAACUUUUUUUUUUGGCUUAGUACUAUAAAUCGAAAACAUUGCUAUAAAAUGUAAUUUCGCUGAAAUUAUUAUAUUAAUAUUUAUUUAUAUUAUAACUCAAUGCUUUGUUAUUGGCAAAGCAAAAUCAAUUGUGAGCUAAUGAUAAUGAUUAUCUUAAUUUUUUUUUGGAUUAUAAAAGUUUGUAAUUUUGGCGAAAUCACAUUCAUAUAGCAACAGAGUUUAGCUUCAUUGCACAAUCCAUCAUAUUUUUAUAUGUCAUAUACUGAGUUCUUAUUUUCUGUUCAAUAUACUUUUU
This is a messenger RNA of Bactrocera dorsalis (oriental fruit fly), 1930 nucleotides long. Its product is annotated as girdin-like. The record is from RefSeq and is a predicted model, not a curated record. The transcript has a single exon. Gene Ontology annotation, cellular component: Ndc80 complex. Gene Ontology annotation, biological process: attachment of mitotic spindle microtubules to kinetochore. The annotation marks the transcript as partial. NCBI's taxonomy places the organism in Eukaryota, Metazoa, Arthropoda, Insecta, Diptera, Tephritidae.